AAAACAGCAAAUAACCAUCAAGGCUCCUUAGUACUGAUAAUAGCAGGAUGAGAAAAAUCUUAAUCGAGAGUUUUGAUACCUCGCAGAAGGCAAAAUCGAAAAGCUAAUCCUAUCAUUAACACCACGUGGUUACCAACUUCAGUGGAAGUCAUCGGCCGUCCGCAAAAGCAGGGGUAAACGGCGAUUCUUGUCUAUUUUGUUUUCGCCAAUGAUAACACCAAAUCUGGGCUAUCGUUAUUUUGACCUCAUUAAUCCAAUUUUCAUUUCUCUUAGCUACCAGAACGUGAGAGUUCUGUCUGUACAAAAGCCCAUCUCCUUCCCACAUCACCAUUGUUCUUUUCCAAUAUUCCAAUUUUGUUCUUAAAUAAUAUCUCAACCUGCAUGCUUACCGUUAGAACCGUUGUCCCCUAACUCUCUUAAAGGCAAAUCCCUGAUUCUCAUUUGCUAAUCUAUUUAUUGUGACACGGGAUAUCUAUGUACAGAUUAAACCAUUUGAGGUAGAUUUGAUUUGUUUAUUGACCUUCUGGCCGGGAUUCUUCUGUUAUGAAUGCAAUUCGCCUUUUCAGCCAUUGCACCAUGAAACCCUCCUGUAGGCUUCUCGGUUGUAGUAGAAAUUCAUCAUUUUUUGGGGAUCCACGUGCAAAAUAUCCCCAUAAUGUAUUUAUUAAUUUGUCGAAAUAUCGACUCAAUUUUGAUCUUCACAAUCAUUGUUCGUUUCGAAUACUGGGGUUCCCCCGUAUAAUUAACGAAGCCCAGGAAGUUGAAGGGUUGCCCUCUUCGAAUUUUUGCCGGUUGAGGGUAACUGCGAGGUCUUUUUCUUUAAGCGCAAAUAGCAGAGUCGCUCCUCUGGUUGCAAAAGUUGCCCCAAGAGUUCGGGAUUGCUCGACGUCCAUUGAGUCCUGUGGCAAUGACAAUAAAUUUGACACAGUUUAUAUUCCCGGUGGAGAGAAAGUGAAACCGCUAGUGAAGGAAAGAACUGAAAACGAUGAUAAUAUUGCUGGAGAGGAAGAUUCUAGGUUAGAAGAUGGAAGUGAAGAUGUGAAUUUACAGAGUGAAGGCGAUGAAACAGAGGUGGAGAAAGAGGCAUGGAAAUUACUACGAAACGCAGUUGUGACUUACUGUGGCAAUCCUGUGGGGACGAUGGCUGCAAAUGAUCCAGGCGACACUCAGCCCUUGAAUUACGAUCAGGUCUUUCUUCGGGAUUUUGUCCCCUCAGCUCUUGCUUUCUUGCUUAAGGGCGAAAACGAGAUCGUCAAGAACUUUCUUCUAAACAAUUUGCAAUUGCAGAGCUGGGAGAAAACAGUGGACUGUUACAGCCCAGGGCAAGGCUUGAUGCCUGCUAGUUUCAAAGUUAAAACUAUGCCUCUUGAGAAAGAUAGCUAUGAAGAAGUUUUAGAUCCUGACUUCGGGGAAUCGGCUAUUGGGCGCGUUGCUCCAGUGGAUUCAGGUUUGUGGUGGAUCAUCUUAUUGCGGGCUUAUGGGAAGCUCACUGGUGACUACAGCUUGCAAGAAAGGGUAGAUGUUCAGACAGGCUUAAAAAUGAUCCUCAACUUGUGUUUGACGGAUGGCUUUGACAUGUUCCCUUCGCUUCUGGUCACUGAUGGGUCUUGCAUGAUAGACAGGCGAAUGGGUAUUCAUGGUCACCCCCUCGAGAUCCAAGCGCUGUUUUAUUCGGCCCUUCGCUGCUCCCGUGAGAUGGUGGAAGUAAGUGACGGGUCCAGGAAUCUGGUUAGGGCCAUUAGCAACAGACUCAGUGCACUAUCAUUCCACAUUAGAGAAUACUAUUGGCUGAAUAAGAAGAGGAUCAAUGAGAUAUACAGGUAUAAGACAGAAGAAUAUUCCACGAACGCCACUAACAAGUUCAACAUAUAUCCAGAACAAAUUCCUAUGUGGCUGAUGGAUUGGAUUCCAGAGAACGGUGGGUAUCUGAUUGGCAACUUGCAGCCAGCUCACAUGGAUUUUAGGUUUUUCAUGCUUGGAAAUAUAUGGUCUAUUAUUUCGGCUCUGGGUACCCCAAAGCAGAAUGAGGCUAUUUUGAAUCUGAUAGAACAGAAAUGGGUCGAUCUUGUGGGGCAUAUGCCUCUAAAGAUAUGUUAUCCCGCGUUGGAGUCGGAAGAUUGGCGUGUAGUUACUGGUUGUGACCCAAAGAACACCCCUUGGUCGUAUCAUAAUGGUGGAUCUUGGCCAGCACUUCUGUGGCAGUUUACACUGGCAUGCAUGAAAAUGGGGAGAGUGGACCUAGCGGAGAAAGCGGUGACUUUGGUAGAGAAGAGGCUGCCAAUGGAUAGAUGGCCCGAGUAUUACGACACCCGCAGCGGCAAAUUUGUGGGAAAACAAGCUCGACUGUAUCAAACAUGGACCAUAGCUGGCUUUCUUGCGUCUAAGAUGCUCUUGAAGGAUCCUGAGACGGCAUCCUUGUUGUUCUGGGAGGAGGAUUACGAACUUCUCGAGAUAUGUGUUUGCGCGCUCAACAAGAGCGGCCGGAAAAUCUGCUCCCGUAAUACUGCCAAGUCUCAGAUUCUUGUCUGAUCCCACACACCACCCCCCCCCAAAAAAAAAAAAAUAUCGAGGGCUCAUUUUUUGUCCGAACCAUACUGCUAUAGUGUAGUAUUGAUAUUGAUAGGCUUUAUUCAAGUUUGUCGUAAAUCUGCCGUGCCCAUGACUGAAGGCUUGUGGGUUUCGAAGACAGUUGCGAGACGCCAUGCCAAGUUAACGAAUUUAAUGUUUGUUUUGAUACUUGAAAUUACCAAAAUCUACCAUCUUGCCUUUGUAUUAGUGGCAGACAUACCCACCGAGGGAGAAGGGAAAAAAAAUGAUCCCAACAUCUAAAUGUACGCUUGUAUAUAGAAAAAAAUUGCAUACGAAAUCUUGGAUUGAUAUAUCUAUUUAAAUAGAAAUAAAGUAUGUAUUUUAUUAAAAUAUUUUUGUAGAUUAUUAAUAUUAAAAUUUCACUAGCAGAAAACCAAGUUAGAAGAAGAAUUUCUUAUUUAUUGGAGAAGUUGUUCCGUUCAACUUGUAACGGACUUCCCGCGUCUCAGUUGAUCGUACUUGCUU
Prosopis cineraria is the source of this 3054-nucleotide messenger RNA. RefSeq names its product alkaline/neutral invertase A, mitochondrial-like. Gene Ontology annotation, cellular component: mitochondrion. Gene Ontology annotation, molecular function: sucrose alpha-glucosidase activity; endo-alpha-N-acetylgalactosaminidase activity. Gene Ontology annotation, biological process: sucrose catabolic process. The record is from RefSeq and is a predicted model, not a curated record. The transcript is spliced from 6 exons. Bases 544 to 2529 code for a protein of 661 amino acids. Lineage: Eukaryota; Viridiplantae; Streptophyta; Magnoliopsida; Fabales; Fabaceae.